Molecule: messenger RNA, 3528 nt
Organism: Clarias gariepinus (North African catfish)
Lineage: Eukaryota; Metazoa; Chordata; Actinopteri; Siluriformes; Clariidae
Gene: dbf4b
Product: DBF4 zinc finger B
Exons: 12
Coding region: 194-2503 (769 amino acids)
Biological process (GO): regulation of cell cycle phase transition; positive regulation of nuclear cell cycle DNA replication
Cellular component (GO): nucleus; Dbf4-dependent protein kinase complex
Molecular function (GO): zinc ion binding; nucleic acid binding; protein serine/threonine kinase activator activity
Source: RefSeq, a predicted model, not a curated record
CAGCCAAGUCAAGUCCUCAGAGAAACAGCUGUCAACAUCAGCCGAGGCCAGAACCGUCUUCAUGGUAGACAGUGACAGAGACCGUGGCAUUGAAGAAAAGACAGGAGGCAGAGUUGAAGAUGUUGAGGUUCUCUUUGGGUGUGACGAGGAAGGAUAGGAUCAAGAAUGAGUCCAUCAGAGGUAAAGCAGUACAAUGCAGCGUGUGUUAGCAGCGUGUGAGCCGCUGGGUGCUCUCGUACCUGGGCCCCGCCCACUGGAGGGAAAGUCCUUCUACUUGGAUGAGGUGAAGAGCCAGACAAGCGGCUUCCUUACCAAACUCAUCACCCGUCUGGGGGGGAAAGUGGAGAGUUUCCUUUAUAAGGAUGUGAACGUAGUCAUCACAGGAAACAAGGACGCUCUGAGAGACAUCAAGGCCUCAUCCAGAAAGGUCAAAGGUCACGAUUCUCACGAACACAGAGGGAGCGGGAACGAUGCGGCUCAGAGACCGAGAGCGCCGGUCUGUGGCAGCCGAGGAAAAGCGCUGUUAGAGAAAGCCAUCCGCAAUAACGAGCAGUCACGGGGUGGUGUGUUGUCCAGUGCUGCACGCUACUGGGGGGCAAAGGUUGUUUCCGUGGACCAGUUUAUGAAGGUUGUAGAAAAGCUAAGCUCACACCGCUCCACUCACACAUACCGCAGGAAAGAGGAGAAGAAUUCAAGUGAAUUUCCAACUGUGCAUGUCAUCAAAGCUGGCAGUCUAAAGGUGGGCUUCGUGAAAGUGGAGGACUCGAGCAGGAAGUACAGGCCGCUGCAUGUCCAGUCACUGGACUUCCCCAUGCUGAGCUACACGAGAAGAUUCAGUCCGUUUGAGAAUCCCGCCCCAGUGCACUCUGGGAAGACGAAAGAAGGCGAGCUCAGCAAAGACAAAUUCAGGAAAAGUGAAGAGCCGAUCAGCAGUGGCGAUAAGCCCGCGCGUUCUCCUAAAAUGUGUCCCAAAAAGAAGAGCCUGGGGUACUGCGAGUGCUGUCAGGUGAAGUACAGCGAUCAGGAUGAGCACUUGCGGUCGGAUCUUCACCGGCGCUUUGCAGAGGACGUUAAUAACUACACUGUUGUGGAUCGUCUGGUUGCCGCCAUGGACAAGGCUUUGUUGGGAUGUGAAGCUGGGCGGGUCGAUGCCCUGAUGACGAGGUUGUCAAGCAGCUACGUAGCCCCGCCUCCUGAAACAGAGCAACAGUGUAAGGGCGAAACAGAAACCGGUCAGGCGAAUCAAGAGUCGGGACCUGCGGGCGCUGUAGACAUCCAACAAGAACGUGUCUGUCAAUCUAAGGUUCUUCUUCAGGAACCUGGUGUAGAUGAAAGUAAAGUCACGGAAGGAAAAUUUAACACGACAUCAAACGAUAAAACACGCGUUCCCAGUCCUCACCCACAGAAGGAUUUUAUUUUAGACACUCAGCCACUAGAGAACGAUCCACCUUCUCCGGAAGUGAUUUCAGACGAUUAUGAAGCCAGGACUCAGCUUGUAGAACUUCCUCUGAGACCUUUACCUCACUUAGAAACGUCUCAAAACGAGGAAAGAAGCUCAUCAGCCCGUUUAAAAAGUCCUGAUCAGGAUACGGCGAGUGAUUUACCGCCAUGUGCACGGGCCACGGAGGGGGAACAGAUACCCUUUGUAGAUGCUCCGUCUGGCCCUCAGGCAUUUCAUUCCCUGCCAUCUGGGUCACUGACCAUGAACAUGUCAGAUGGUGUGAACCCCAAGAAGCGCAGCAGAUCCUUCAGCCUCACUCCAAAGGUGUCUAAAGUGAGGCGAACUAACCUGCGGUCUGAUCCGACCAAUCAGAGCAGCAGUGUUAACGUCUGCUUUGAUCGUGUAGAGAAACGCAUCGGAGAGACGACCGCCGUAACCGAACACACACUCGACGCUGCAGAGCCGCGCCCCGAUCCGAACAGUCCCUUUGGCACCGUGGAUCCCCCGGAGGACCGGCUGUCUUUUCCUAGUGAUCGGCAGCCUGUCCCGGUCCCCCAGAACCCAGACGACGCAGCUCGUGAUGUUUCAUCAGAACUCGGGCCUCCUCAGCUCUAUCCGUUCUUUCACGAUGACGUCUACCAAAAUAACCCGCCGUACCUCGACCCUCCGAAACUCGCCCCCAGCGCCCCCUCUUCUUCUAUAAAUCAGGCGUCCAGCACUUCUCUUCUGUCUCAGUCCUUUUCCUCCGUCUGCAUCGAGUCUGCGCUCGUCCCCAAAACAUUUUCUCCUGCUUCUUCCGAGUCGGAUUGGGAUUCCGGCCUUCUGUCACGCUUGGCGCCUCCGGUUCAUCUCCAGUCCCAGGGGGGGCGCUGCGAGCUGGACUUAGGAUUGCUUCUGCAGAGUUCGUGCGGCGGGAUGCAGGACGGAAGCUACGCGUCACGACUGUGUUCCGUGCUGCAGCCCGGCACGUCUUCGACACACGGCGGUUGUGGAGAUCAGAAAGCCGUCUACAGACCGAUCGAGACGAUGGACAGGAGGAUCGUCCAGAGUCUAGGGGUGUAGCAGUGUGAUCGCAACAUGGCGAAAUAGACGAUAAAAGAGCGUUUAGGUAGCAUAGGGUGAUAGAUUUUUAUUUUUUUUUAAAAGCUAAGUAGCAGAGUGGGGUCAAGGGUCAAAGACAAUCCUGGUUUCUCACUUUUGUUGACUCGGCAUUAGACCGGACUGGACUGGGAGAACGUUCUGGAAUAACUAGCAGUCGGCUUUUUCUGCUUUAGCAGUGCAGUGAGGGCCGAGUGAUCAGAUACGGGUAUUUUUCUGGAGCCACAUGUUUCCCGGGGUGUUGUAAAAACACCACGAGGACCCAGAAACUGUCUCACCAAGAGCGCAAUAAUAAUUAUAAUAAUAAUAAUAAUAAAAACAUAUAGUAAUACUAAGCGCUUUUCUGCUAAUGAAUUUGCAGAGUCGCAGCACUUACAACGGGUUAAACUCUCCAGGUGAUUAAAUAUUUGUUUACGCUCCGCUUCAUAAGCACCAAGAGGUUCUUGACUGUUCUAGCUUGGUUUGGGUCUGGUGUAUAUACACAGUCAGGUGUGCGUGUAAUCAUGCUAGUUUGUGAAGGUGAAGAGGAGUUGGCGUUAGAGCAUCAGGCGGGUUCAGGACGACUCGCUCUCUCUCUCUCCACGUCCUCUCGUCCUUCACCAGUGCAUGAAGAAGCUUUUUGUUCUCGUCUUUUUUCAUGAACAGAGAGCGAGCGUGAGCGUCGCGUAUUUAAUGAAGUGUCUCUGCAGGGGGCGUCAGAUAAUUAGCCUGAGUGCCGCAUCUGGAUGUGUUACUACGGCGAGGGAGAUAAAGUGUCGCGUCAGCGGCGGACUCCUGGACCGAGUGGCUUCUCAUAUUCGAGGCGGAGCGAAGCGGACACUUCAGCCGAUCUGUUAUUCCAGCGUAACAGUGCGGAAAUUAUUUCCUGCAGUGUUUAUACAGACUUUUAACACUACUUUUAAUCCGUCAGUCAAAGAUGAAGGAGGCGUGUGUGAAUCUCAAAGGGCUUAGAAACACUGGGGCUAGUGGUGGAAAGUUACACGUGUGUG